AUGGCUCCCACCAACGUCAUUGAAAUUGAUGAUGAUGACCCCGACCCAGAGGUCAAAGUCGUCAAGGUGCGUAUCCCCCGCAAACGGGUGCCGGAGCUCACCCGCCGAAGAGCUGCACGGCGUGCUCAGCGUCAAGAAAUCGACUUGACAAUUGACUCGGAUGAGGAUCCAAUCAGUGUACCGCAGCUUGACCUACGCGUAAUUGAGCCCUCUUCGAGCCUUUCCAACGGGCGAGAGGAUAGCUUAAAUUCCCUUUCCAAUGACCUGCGGAAGGUACAGGAGGGUGCUGGAGGUCAAAUGCCACCUAUGGCAGAUGUUGAACGCAUGAAAAGAGUCGCAUCCCAGGAUCUGAGGCCCUCACGUCCGCCCAAGCGUCUCAACUCUGGUGCUUCGCCGCACAGCGCCCCUCUACGAUUUGGCAGUCAACGAACGCAGUCUUCAAAGCGUAAGCGGCCCGAACCAAGGUGGAAUGGAGCUCCCCUGUGUAUUGUUAUCGAUGAUUCCGAUGAUGAUAUGACGGUACAGCAUACUUCGAAGCGUGCGAGGCAGGGCGUGGCAGAUGAUGGGCUUGUAGGACCACAAGGUUCCGAUUCGCCAAUAUAUGGCUCACCUCGAGUCCUGCCAGCGCAUGGACCGGACGAAGAGGAAGAGGAUGAAUGGGAAAACUAUCAUGACGGUUUUCACCUGAUCCAUGGCACCUCUUGGAAGCCCGCUGCAGUCAGCCUUAUUUCUCGGCCCGACUCUCUGGACGACCUGGCAGAUGAAUUCCAGAACCUUUCCGCAGUGGAAGAGCCAGCGCAACCAGGGUUUGCUGACUACCAUGGAAGGGCGCAGGUCCCCCCGCUUGACAUCCCGGAGCCGACAGGCGACCGCCCGUAUCCGUGCGCUGGCGCCAUGCACCCUAAAUAUGCAUAUCCUCCGCGCCACGGCCCCCCUCUCUUUGCGGGCUUGCAACAACUCCGGAACCAUGGUCGAAGACUACAAGCGCUAUCGCGAGGAGUCGGGCUACUUAGCGGCUUGGACUAUCUCAAGGAGACGACCGCUAUCUGUGAUACUCCAGGGUCUGUGAAUAAGAUUUUACAAGCAAACAGGAUUGUUCUCUCAUGUAGUGCAGUGCCAGGCGGAGGAAUCGAUCACCUGGAUGAUCCUGUCAAUCCGCCGUCCUCGAAUAUCGAUGGGGCUUUGACCCUUUGGCGUGAUGGUGAAUUACACAAACUGCACGCCCACAGGAAGGUAUUGAAGACUCCAAACACUUACAGAUGGUAUACUAUCAAUGACAUUCAAUGGGACCUUUCGGAGCCGACACCUAGCGUCUUUGCUUCUUCUGGCAAUGAUGGCUUUGUGCGCAUUUGGGACAUCGAUGCUAUCUGGGGUACAGCGAAUGACCACGGAAAUGAGCAUGUUCACUAUCGAGGAGAUGAAGCAGUACCUGGUCAAGGGCGAUCAUGUCAGUGCAUCCACCGUACUGACUAUAUCCAUCCCUUCGCUGCACAAUAUGACUUCGACGGAGCCAUCCCAAUGGAUAUCGCAUUUAGGCCUGGGCACCGUGACCUCGCAGUCGCUUGUAAUGAUGGCACCUUGACGGUGGUGCAUCAUCCGCUGAACCAGGGUGCCGAUACCCUGCAGCUUGCCUUUGCACAGCGUGGGCACUCGACGGGGGCUAUAACCUGGGGUCGCGGACCCACCUCAUCUAUUAUUUUCGCAUCGUCAGAGUCGCCGUCUGGCAAUGCAACAGAUGUGCAUAUCCAUUUCGGUUGCGAUAUCGCCAAGCCAAGCCACAAGCCACGGUUUAGUGCCACGGAGUGUGGUGACGCAAUGGUCAUAGAUCCAUCAGGGAAGACUCUGGCUUUGUUCACAGCCAAAGGAGACGAAUAUCACCGUCUACGCGUGUAUGAUGUGCAGCAUAGAGAAUUCCGCAAGCCAGCGCAAGUUGUCGACUUGGAGCCAUUCAAUGGGAUGCUACCUGACGCGGAGGGGUGUGUGCGAUUGUGGGACAUGCAAAAGUCGGACGAUAGCAAAUCGAACGGCCAGAUCAUCGCGCAGAGUAAUUACAAUAUCGGCACCUUCUCUAUCGGGGACCCGGCGGAGGGGGUCCCGAACGUGAUUCUUGGAGAUUGUGGGGGCCACGUCCGAAUGUUCAAACGUGGCAGAGCUUCCGAGUGAUUACCAUCCAUUGCUAUUUCUUGUGUGGAGUGGAUUGGAGAUCUCUGGGGUACUAUCUAUUCGACUACUGUAGCUCACAUCUACUGGCUAUUCAUUGGUGAUAUCCAUGCGCGAGCAAGCGCUUUCGUGAUUUGCAGCCUCCCCUUUAUGUGACCACACGGAACAAACAGCCCUGCUCUAUGUACGCCACCAAAAUCGUCUAUGAUCUCAUCGCUACCUGCUGCUGCCCGGAUUGUCGUUGUGCCAAAUUCGAACCAGUCAGUCUUGGCUCUCUCGUCUAUUACCACCCGCCUCGUCCUCGGACCUCCACGUCCAACACCUUCCUCAUAUCUCGCACGUCCUCUCCGACAUCCCGUCGUUCGACCCACGACCCGACAGCGACCCUCCCGAUGCCCCGGAACAGGCCCUCG
This is a messenger RNA of Gloeophyllum trabeum ATCC 11539, 2573 nucleotides long. RefSeq lists its product as uncharacterized. The record is from RefSeq and is a predicted model, not a curated record. Bases 1 to 2163 code for a protein of 720 amino acids. Lineage: Eukaryota; Fungi; Basidiomycota; Agaricomycetes; Gloeophyllales; Gloeophyllaceae. The transcript is spliced from 17 exons. Gene Ontology annotation, molecular function: protein binding.